This is a messenger RNA of Knipowitschia caucasica, 3474 nucleotides long. Lineage: Eukaryota; Metazoa; Chordata; Actinopteri; Gobiiformes; Gobiidae. The record is from the annotation of a GenBank genome assembly.
AUGAAAGUGCUGCUGCUGCUUCUGGCCGCCCUGGCUGCAGUCCCUGGAGCUUCCUCCAGCUGCCUGUUAGGGGCUUGUUACCCCCCCAGUGGAGACUUGCUGCUGGGCAGAGCUCGGCUGCUGCGGGCCUCAUCCACAUGUGGCCUCACAGGUUCUGAGGUCUACUGCACCCCGUAUCAGCAGAGGAGAAUGAAGUGUUGUCCUUGUGAUUCACAAAACCCAGAGGGUCCGCUGGCCCACACCAUCCAGGAGGUCCUCUCUACAGCUGCUCCGGACCGAUGGUGGCAGUCACAGAAAGGAGUGAGUCCUGUCACAAUACAAAUGGAUCUCAAAGGCCUGUUUCAACUCGACAAUCUGAUCUUGGACUUUAAGGGUCCUCGGCCUCAGGCGUUGAUGAUCGAGAGGAGCUCAGACGAUGGAAGAACGUGGCAGCCGUACGUCUACAUGGCCACACACUGUCCUUCUGCUUUCCCUGGAGUCCCCACAACCACCCCACUACAACUGAAAGACACAUACUGUUACACCCUGCCCCCCGUCGGGAGUGACGCGUACCGGGAUCACCAAAUCCACUUGAGGCCUCUCGAACAAUACAUGUAUGUUCCAGUCCCUAAAGACCAGAAGAUUGAAGAGGUCUCGGGUCUGACGAAUCUCCGGGUGACACUGGCACAGCUGGGCGAGGUGCCUCAGAUCCCAGGACGGUCCCUGAGCAGGUUCUUUGCUCUGAAAGAAAUGAAGAUGCACGGCCGCUGUAUGUGUCACGGACAUGCUAACAAAUGUCUGCCAGAUUCAACAUCGUACUCAAACUACAUCCAGGUGCAUCCGCGGUGUGAGUGCCAACACAACACCGCCGGCCUCAACUGUGAACGCUGUGCCGAGCUUUACAAUGACCUGCCCUGGAGAGCCGCCGAGGAGGACAACACGCACACAUGCAGACGCUGUGAGUGCAACAACCACGCCGAGCGCUGUCGUUUUGACCGAGACGUGUACGAGGCGAGUGGGCGUCGCAGCGGAGGUGUUUGUGUGGACUGUAUGCACCACACCACAGGCCCCAAGUGUGACCAGUGCGCCCCCGGGUACCAGGCGAACCCCCGCAGCAGCAGGGACCGGCCUGACGCCUGUAUACGUUGUGUGUGCAGUGCAGCUGGGACUGUGGAUGGAGCUCUCUGUGAUGACAGCUCAGGCUCGUGUCAGUGCAAAGCUAACGUGGAGGGUUCUGAGUGUGACCGCUGUAAACCGGGAUUCUACAACCUGAGCUCCUCCAACCCUCAGGGCUGCACCAAAUGCCGCUGCUCUCCCAUUGGCUCCUUGUCCGAGCUCUGUGAUGUCGUGACCGGUCAGUGCCUGUGCCACCCUAAUACCUCUGGGCGUGAGAGCUGCUCCCCCGGGUUCUGGAGGCCCGUGGGCUCUGAGCGCUGUGAGCCCUGUGCAUGUGACCCUGCUUCUUCUCUGAGCAACAGCUGCGAUCAGUCGGGACAGUGUCGCUGCAAGUCCGGAUUUGGAGGCAAGACCUGCUCUGAGUGCGGACCUCAUAUGUUCGGAGAUCCUUUCAGAGGCUGCAGACCGUGUGACUGCGACAGAGACGGCACAUUGGCGGAGGGCUGCGAUAAACAGACCGGGACGUGUGUGUGUCGACCCAGCGUGACAGGCCCCCGCUGUGACACUUGCAGUCGGGACCGCUGCGACUCCUUCCCGCUCUGUCAGACAUGUCCGUCCUGCUUUUUCACCCUCGAUGCCCAAAGACAGAACAUCAGCGCUGCCCUGAGAAAACUGCAGCUCCCAGGGACCCCAGGACCAUCCCCGGAUUUCGGACCCCGCAUCCAUGCUCUUGAAUCCAGCCUGAACAACAUCAAGAAUGGCAUCUCUCUCCCACCUGCUGUUUCUGUGGAUGUUGAUAAGGCCUUGGUCACGAUCAGUCAACUUCAAUCAGAGAUGAAUAAAAUAAAUAAGACUUUAAAACCUUUGGAGAAAACGAAUCUGGAACCAGAGCUGGACAAACUGCAGGAUCUUCUGGACUCUCUGAAUUUAGAUUUCAAGAUCAAGAGUGACAACCUGAAAAACACAACCAGUCCCACAGACACAGGAGCGUUUUCUGCCAUCAAGAAAGCCUAUAACGAAUCUACGGACACUGCUCGAAACGUGAGCACAUCAAUCAAAAAACUUGGAAAAACCACCGACACCAGAAAAGACCUUGAGGACCAGCUCAACCAAGUUCUGCCGAUUAACACCAAGAAUUUAAGCCGGUUGAAUAGCAGCUUUGCCUCGGAGCCUGACCUCAGUCCUCUGGCCAAGAUGGUGUGUGGCAAAGUCCUCUCAGAAGCCUGCACACCUCUACAGUGUUCGACAGAGGAACUGUGUGCUCCUGACGGACAGCCUCCGUGUGAAUCGGGAAAACCCUGCCUCGGUGCUCUGCCUCUGGGGAACAAAGCUGCUGCCGAUGCUGGACAAGUGCAAGACAAACUGGAUGUGCUUUCCAAAAAGAUCUCAGAUGCAGCCAAGAAGCUUCAGAAAACACAGGAGACCACGAAUCAGGUGCGAGAUUCUACUGAAAAACUGAACAAUCAAAUUAAAAAAGCCAGAGAUGCAUUGGAGGAAGACUUAAAGAAGAGUCGGGAUGUGGUGAAGGAGCUCAAGGACUUCCUCUCCGACCCCUCCUCGAACCUGACCCACAUCCAGCAGGUGAGUGACUGGGUGCUCAAAGCCAAACUUCCAGUGAGUCUUACUGCUUUGAAGUCGAAGCUGGAUGAACUCAAGAACCUGGCCAGUGAUUUGCCGAACAGUACCGCGGUGCUGCAGCAGGCCCAGCCGCAGCUCGAGGCGGCAAAGAAACUGCUGCAGGAGGCACAGGACGCACGAGACACGGCCAACGCAGUGAAGGCGGAUGUGGACGAUCAGGUGACAGAGCUGAGAUCCGUGGAACAGUCCCUGUCCGACAUAGAAGACAAGCUGGACCAAAGCUCGGACCUCGUGAAUUCCCUCAGCGACUACAUCUCCAAGGUGGAGCAACAGCUGAGUCCGGCAGAGAAGGCUUUGAACGACACCUCGGAAGUUCUGAAGCCCGUGAAACCCAACCUGGAAGAGCUCAAACGUCUGCUGGAUGAAGCCAAACGGCAAACUCUGGACGUUCAGGACAAGGCGGACGAUGCUGAGGAGGAGGCGGCCAUAACAGCUGAGGACAUGAAGACCCUGGAGAAACAACUUGAGAUUCUGAAAACUAAAGCAGCUGACAGUAAACCGGACGGAGACACAGAAAAGUUAGGAGAACGCUUGACAAAACUUCAAGAAGACGCCAAGACUCUCACCAACACCACCAACAGCAUGUUCAACGCUCUGGACGGUAAAGCAGAGUCCAUCAGGCAGCUCCAAAAGGAGAUCCUUGCAAAGUCCAGCACACUGGAGGGCCUGGACGUCAAACUUGGUGACCUUCUUGCUCAACUGCGAAAAAGGGCCAAGGAGCUCCGCAGCUGCCAAGCCUGA